This is a messenger RNA of Monosiga brevicollis MX1, 1828 nucleotides long. RefSeq lists its product as uncharacterized. Bases 1 to 1716 code for a protein of 571 amino acids. Gene Ontology annotation, biological process: histidyl-tRNA aminoacylation; mitochondrial translation. Gene Ontology annotation, cellular component: mitochondrion. NCBI's taxonomy places the organism in Eukaryota, Choanoflagellata, Craspedida, Salpingoecidae. Gene Ontology annotation, molecular function: histidine-tRNA ligase activity; ATP binding. The record is from RefSeq and is a predicted model, not a curated record. The transcript is spliced from 17 exons.
AUGACCACUCUCUCAACUCGCUUGCUCUCAGCUACAUACCUCUGCCAGCUUCAUUUUCCUUUGGAACAACAAAAGUCAACAACUCCUGCCGCACCCGCAAGCGCAGCACCGGCCGCCUCCGCCGCUUCUGCAGCAGACCCAGCCUCGGAGCUUUUGGCCCAGAUUGGUGAGCAAUCGACAAAGGUUCGCGGUCUCAAGUCCAACAAGGCAGACAAGGCCGUCAUUCAGGAGGAGGUCGCCGCUCUCUUGGAGCUCAAGGCCAAGUACAAGGACUUGACAGGCGAGGACCCCGCGCCGACCAAUGCCUCCAAGAAGAACUUUAAACGCUCGGCUGCGGCCAAGACCCAGGACCAAAAGUUCCAGCUCAAAAAUCCCAAGGGUAUGCGUGAUUACGGGCCCGAGAAAAUGGCUGUGCGAGAGCUUGUCUUCAAGCGCAUCGUUGAGGUCUUCAAGCGUCACGGCGCCGUCACCAUUGACACACCGGUCAUGGAGCUCAAGGAGACGCUCACUGGCAAGUAUGGUGAGGACAGCAAGCUCAUUUACGAUCUCGCUGAUCAGGGUGGCGAGCUUCUUGCGCUGCGUUAUGACUUGACUGUGCCUUUUGCCCGCUAUGUGGCCAUGAACAGCAUCAAGCAAAUCAAGCGUUAUCACAUUGCACGCGUGUACCGCCGCGACCAGCCCAGCGUGACCACUGGUCGCUAUCGCGAGUUUUACCAAUGCGACAUUGAUAUUGCGGGCCAGUUCAAUGGAAAAAUGAUGCCCGAUGCUGAAUGCGUCAAGAUUGUCACUGAGGUGCUGGAUGGCCUCAAGCUGGGUGACUAUGUGGUCAAGGUCAACAACCGCAAGCUGCUUGACGGUAUUUUCGCCGUUUGCGGUGUGCCCGAGGCCAGCUUCCGCGCCAUUUGCUCGGCCGUGGACAAGCUUGACAAGCAGCCCUGGAACGAAGUCAAGGCUGAAAUGGUGGACGAAAAGGGUCUGCCGGCUGAAAGCGCCGAUCGCAUCGGCGAGUACGUUCAGCUGCGAGCUGGCACCGGCGCCAACUUUUCCAUGCCCAACGCCGAUCUCAUUGCCCGCCUCAAGUCGAUUGAAGAGCUCUAUGCCAAUCCCAUGGCCAAGGAGGGCAUUGACGAGAUGGAAAAGCUGCUUGAUUACUGCCGCAUGAUGAACUGCGAGCACCGCGUCUCCUUUGACUGUAGCCUGGCGCGUGGCCUGGAUUAUUAUACGGGUGUCAUUUAUGAGGCCGUCUUUGUCGGCAAGCGUGUGGGCUCGGUUGCAGGCGGCGGUCGCUACGACAACUUGGUCGGCAUGUUCGACGCCAAGGGUCGCAAGGUGCCUUGCGUUGGCGUCUCUCUCGGCGUCGAACGCCUGUUCACCAUUAUGGAGGAGCAAGCCAAGGAGGCCGGCGAGACUUUCCGUGAAACAGCGACGCAAGUGCUUGUGGCCAGUGGUCAAGGCAUGGAUAAGGAGCGCUUGCGCUACUGUACCCGCCUAUGGGAGGCACAAAUUGGUGCCGUGACAUCCUUCAAGUUGAAGCCGCGCCUCUUGGACCAGUUCCAGCAGUGUGAGACGGAGCAAAUCCCUCUCUGUCUUGUGCUGGGCCCUGAUGAAUUGGAGCGUGGUGUCGUCAAGCUGCGCGUCAUGUCGACGCGCGAGGAAAUUGAGGUGCCUGACGCGGAGAUGGAGGCGGUGGUUCGAGCCAAGCUGGCCGAGCUCUGAUAGGGGGCUUUCCGAUAUCUGAUGAUUGGAGUGUUGCCAUCCUCCCCUCUUUUGUGCGUGAUUUGAAUUUGCCGCUUUGUUUUUUUCCUGUGGGUCAAUAUACUCUCUGCUC